Aspergillus wentii DTO 134E9 is the source of this 1160-nucleotide messenger RNA. RefSeq names its product ubiquitin carboxyl-terminal hydrolase. NCBI's taxonomy places the organism in Eukaryota, Fungi, Ascomycota, Eurotiomycetes, Eurotiales, Aspergillaceae. Gene Ontology annotation, cellular component: cytoplasm. The record is from RefSeq and is a predicted model, not a curated record. Bases 137 to 889 code for a protein of 250 amino acids. The transcript is spliced from 2 exons. Gene Ontology annotation, molecular function: cysteine-type deubiquitinase activity. Gene Ontology annotation, biological process: ubiquitin-dependent protein catabolic process; protein deubiquitination.
UUGCAACACUCCAUCACUCUAUUGACCACUGCUGGUUUCUCGGGAUUAAGCCCUUUAUCGCAUAAUAUCUAACUAUCAGACAUCUCUGUAUUUAUAUUCCAUAUUCGUAUCAAUAUUCAGCCACAAAUCCACUACCAUGGCAGACCAUGCAGAUGCCCCCAACACGAACAAGGCUUUCGUGCCUCUUGAAAAUAACCCUGAAGUGAUGACCCACCUUAUCCACCAACUUGGUCUUCCCCCAACCAUCGGCUUCACAGACGUCUUCUCGAUCGACGAGCCCGACCUCAUAGCCUUCGUCCCCCGUCCCUCCCACGCCCUCCUCCUCGUUUUCCCCGUCUCCCCUACCUACGAAUCCUCCCGCGUGAAAGAAGACAGUACCCUCUCCGAAUACACAGGCUCCGGCCCCUCCGAGCCCGUCAUGUGGUUCAAACAAACCAUCCGAAACGCAUGCGGACUCAUCGGCCUCCUCCAUGCCGUUUCCAACGGCGAGCCCCGCAAAAAUGUCCUCCCCGGUUCAGAUCUCGAUACACUCCUCUGCGAAGCCGAGCCUCUUGCUCCCAUCCAGCGCGCAGAUCUGCUAUACGAGAGCAAGGCGCUCGAGAGUGCCCAUGCAGAUGCAGCGAAGUUGGGUGAUACCGCGGCGCCGCAGGCAGAAGACAAUGUGGACUUGCAUUUUGUGGCGUUUGUAAAGGGACUAGAUGGGCGGUUGUGGGAGUUGGAUGGACGAAGGAAGGGACCGUUGGACAGAGGACAAUUGGCCGAAGAUGAGGAUGCGUUGAGUGAGAAGGCCCUCGGUCUGGGUGUGAGGAGGUUCUUGCAGACUGAGAGUGCCGGUGGGAACCCGGAUUUACGGUUCAGCCUUCUUAGUUUGGGCCCUUUGUUUGACUAAUCUCGUCUUUUCUUGUGACUGGCCAUUUCUUCCACUGUACGACAUUUGGUCUUUGGUGCGGUCUAUAAAUGUGAUAUAUCGCUGCUUGGUCAUAUUAAUUGCAACACGCCUGAGCCUAGGGAGUCGGAGUUAAAACAUCCAUCAGAUAGAUAUGGCGUUUGGGCUAUAUAGUUGAAAUUGCAACUUCAAUUCGUCUUGAGUGACUAGAGAUGCUGCAGGCUUUCCGUGUUCACACUUCUCUUUACAUAUGAUAACAUCUCCGGAAAAGACC